GCAGGAAUCAGGAAUAUAUAAUUAUGGUCAGAUUUGCCAAAUGGAGGGUGGGGGAGGGCUUUGUUUGCAUCUCUGUGUGUGGGUUAAAGGUGGUCUAGGAUUUAUUUAUUUUUUUCCUGGUUGCACAAUUUCCUUGGUUGCACAAUUUGGUAAAACUGAUUUAAGUUUGCCUGCAUUAAAGUCCGGCCACUAGGAGCGCCACUUCUGGGUGAGCAUUUUCUUCUUUGCUUAUGUUUUUAUAGCGUUGGUUGAGAGCAGUCUUAGUGCCAAGCUUCGCUUUGUGGUGGUAAAUGGACAGCUACGAAUAAUACAGAGUGCGGUUGACAGCUUAUCGUAAGGGUACUCUACUUCAGGAGAACAAUACCUCGAGACUUCUUUAAUAUCAGACAUUUUGUACCAGCUGUUAUUGACAAAAAUACACACACCCCCACUGCCGGUGGGUGGAAAAUCCCACCAGCUCUAUAUUGUCCGUUUCUUCGUUCAGCCAUGUCUCGGUGAAACAUAAAAUGUUGCAGUUUUUAAUGUCCCGUUGGUAGGAUAAUCUUAAUAUUAGGUCAUACAUUUUAUUUUCUAACCAUUAGCAAUAAUGUUGGCAAGAAGAAUGGAAGGCAUUGGGAGUUCACUCGCUCGCCUCCGGAAUCUCAGAAGGAUCCCCAAUCUACGUCCCCUUUUCUGGCGUCUUUUCUUCACGCAAAAGGCGUGGAUCUGGGCCUGUUCCGGUGAAAGCAGGAUAUCUUUCUCGUCGGACUCGUUAAAGGAAAAGGUUUCUUCCAGUCUGCGAUGAGUAAUCGCUUUUCUGAUGUCCAGAAGUUAUUUUCGGUCAUAACAUACGCUUGGGUGGGCUCCCUCUCCAUGGGGAUGAUCUUCUUCUGUUCUCCCAUCGUCAGCGUCUUCACAGACUUGUUGGGCUGCAGGGUGACAGCUGUGGGCGGAGCCGCCGUGGGCCUGGUGGGACUGCUGGCCAGCUCCUUCGUCACGUCCCUGGGUCCCAUGUACUUCACCUACGGCAUCGUGUUCGCCACCGGCUGCUCCUUCGCCUACCAGCCCAGCCUGGUGAUCCUGGGACACUACUUCAAGAAGCGCCUGGGCCUGGUCAACGGCAUCGUGACGGCCGGCAGCUCUGCCUUCACCGUCACCCUGCCCUUCCUCCUGUCCGGCCUGCUGGAGAAGGUGGGCCUGCAGAACACCAUGAGGCUCCUCAGCAUCCUCAUGUUCAUCCUCAUGCUGGCUGGGUUAACCUACACUCCCCUGCUGCCCAAGCCUGUCAGCAGCAACAAGCCAGGCAGCCGCUGCCCGCCCAUGAGCAAGGUGUUCAACGUCAACAUCUGGAAGUCUCUGGGCUACCGGAUCUGGGCCUUCGGCAUCCCGGCAGCUCUCUACGGAUACUUUGUGCCUUACGUUCACCUGAUGAAGCAUGUUGAGGAGCGCUUCGGAGAAGACGCCAACAAGGAGGUUCUGCUCAUGUGCAUCGGCGUCACGUCCGGCGUGGGCCGCCUCAUCUUCGGCCGGGUGGCUGACUACGUACAGGGGGUUAACAAAGUCUACCUGCAGGUGUCUUCGUUUAUGGUCAUCGGCGUGAUGUCCAUGAUGAUCCCUCUGUGUCAUGUGUUCGGGGGGCUGAUCGCGGUGUGUCUGCUCAUGGGCCUGUUCGACGGCUGUUUCAUCUGCAUCAUGGCCCCCAUCGCCUUCGAGCUGGUGGGCUCUCAGAACGUGUCCCAGGCCAUUGGCUUCCUGCUGGGCAUGAUGUCUGUGCCCAUGACCGUGGGGCCUCCUAUUGCAGGGUUCCUGAGGGACAGGCUGGGGAGUUAUGACGUGGCCUUCUAUUUGGCUGGUAUCCCGCCUAUCGUCGGUGGGGCUGUGCUGUGUCUGAUCCCCUGGGUGGAGGCUAGGCGUAUCAGGAGAGAGCAGGAGGAGGCAGCCAAAGAUGGCACCCAGGAGCAGAUGCUGGAGUUCAAGAGGAACAGUGGGGGUCAGGGAGAUGCACUAGCAGUGAAGACCGCAACCCCUGAAUCUGUCAUCUAAGUCUCCCAAAACACACUCAAAACACAGAUGCAUCUUGACAUAUUCAUAUUCACUCGCAGGAACUUGGAACUGCUGAUUUAUCGUAUUUUUAUAUGAAACAAGUAUAGAUUAAAUAUGUAUUGACCUGUGUAUGUGUAAACAAUAUUUUAAUAGCUGCUUUUGCAGGAGAAUGUGGGGCAAAUGCUGAAGUAAUACUACAUAUCAGUUACACAUAGAUACUCAUAGAUACUCAACAAACACAAUUGAACAUGAAGGUGAUCUUGAAGAGCUAUGCAUCUGAUUGUUUUCCAAUCUUGCAGCUGUUGAAUUAACUUGAAGGUUAAAAUGGAAAAUGAGAAUCUCACUUAUUUUAAUAUUUCUUACAAGGGAACGCACACUUUACUUGGGUGCUCUUUGAAGUCUGCAACUACUUAUUUACAUGAGAAUAAGCAGUGGCCAGCCUCGCUAGAAAAUUCCCUCGUUUUCAAUGUGCAUUUUUUUUUUUAAGGGCAUUGCCGAGAAAUGUUCAAUACAAGCUUGAAUAUAGUUUUUAGGCUUUGCAGAAUUUUGAAAAGAAAAACAAACUAGAUUUAAAUAUAUAUUUCCAAGAAACGCUAGGGACAUAUAAUUAACCAUAUAUGGUAAAAGAAACUGUAAUAUAUCUAAAAAUAAAAAAUAAAUCAAAUUAUCCCAUAAGUAGUAUAGGUAAGUAAAGUGUGUUUGGGACACAGAUGUUGCUUGUCUUGACAACAGUAUAACAAAGAAUCUACCGCUAAGUAGAAUUUAACUGGGGGGGACAGCUGCUUUUUAAAAGUCAAUCCUUUUCUGUUUAUAGCACAGAGUGAUCUGUGGGGGAUUGAUACUCUCUUAAAACAUGCCAAGAUUGUGAAUUUGUGAGUAAUGAGGUAUGACCUGACCAUACAAUAUCACUUCAAAGAAGUGCUUUAUGAGAUAAUGGGUGGGGAGGUAGUUAGUUCCUAGUGGUUGUAGGGCUUACUAUUGUCUUAGUUUAAGGUCACCUUGAAGGUGCUUGAGCAUCUCAAGGGAGCAGCUUGAAACACAAUUACAGCGUCCCACCCAUGAAAUAUGAAACGUCAUCUCAAGGCUGCAGUACUCUGGACCUGAAAUAAGCCUGACUUUACCUGAAGCCGUGUUCAGUCGUUAGUAUCUCUGAUACAGUAGAACUUGAAUGCGCCGUACACAGUGCCUGAGAAUCCUUUUCAGUGUUUUUGAACCAGAACCACCAUUGUCAUUUUGUAAUCAUUAGUUUAUAGCGGCUCAGAACAGGAUUCUCAAACGGAACGUCUGCUUGUCUGACUAUGCAACGUGAGUAAAGGAUGAACGUCACUGUUGAUUAUAUAUGAGGAGUAAUUGACAUGAAACGGAGAUGAAUGAAUUAUGAAUAGAUUUUCGAUUGUUGAUGGCAGUAUUUUGUCCAGCACAUAUAGGCUAGUAAACCAAUGUUAUAUUUUCAUAUCUUCUAAUUGUAGUAGGCUCACUCUGUCCACCAUAUUUCAAAUGUAAUUUGAUAUGAAAUCAUUGACAAAUGUGACCAUUAGUCAAGUUAACCAUUGACUAUGUGUGCUCAGUUCAUUAGCCUUUUAUUAGGAAAAAUAUAUUUGUUUUAAUGAUAUUUUUCAUAUUUGUAUUUAUUUUUUUCUAGAAUUUGUUUAGCGGCUGAUGUCAUGCCAUAAUUAAUUGGUGCUUUCCUUUCUCAUAUUAUUUGACGUUUUGAAGACCAAAACAACCUUUUGUAUUGAUUAUUUUGGGUGUGCCCUUGAAAUGUAAAGAAAAUGGCUGAUUGUCUAUGGUCAAUACUAUUUGCCAAAGCACCACCCUCAGGAUAGUUUAUUAGGCCUUUCAAACAUGUUAUGUUUCAAAUCACCCUCCUGAAUUUCAACAAUCAUUGAUAAUUAUAAAGAUUGCUCUUGGAGAACUUGAAGACCCACAACUUUUACAGAGUAGGAUUUUGACUCGACAAUCCCUUGACCACUAAGCACGCAGAAAAGUCAUAACUUAUCAAAAUCCAAACUAUCCAGCUCUGUAGGUCAUUGGUUUCACCAAGGCAAGACUUGUGACACAAUCUACCUCGGAUGUCAUGCAAAUUUCUAGUGUUUUGUCCUACACAGUAUUUGCAGGACAGAACGAGGCUUUCAGUUCAAACCAUUACGAAACAUGACCAUCGCGUGUUGUUUGGGCAAUAUUUCCCUUCCACUGUGUGUCUUUAUACAGUCGAUAUCCAAACAUUAGGAGAGACUCUGUAAAAGUGUCUUCCGGCUUCCUAGCCAUCACUGUUUGCUCUGAACGGGAUUGCUGCCUAUCUGUACUACAGAAAAGUGUUUGUCUGAGAAGUACGGUACUUCGGUGGAAUUUUGUGACCAGGGAAAUUAAAAUAAAAUGAUUAAUUCUGAGAAAAAGUUGCUAUCUUGAACUUAAAUCUUGCUUUGGGAAUGAUCUGUUUUUUUUUUUAAUGCUUUGAAUUUCCAGUUUAGAUGUAGUAUUUUUUUCUAUCGAUGUGAGAAUUAGAUAAUACCCAUGUCACAAGGAAUGUUUCGGAUACAUUUUUUGUUUCGUUUUUCUAACCAAAGUUCAUAUUUUAGUUAUAAUUGCUAUAUUAUUAUUCUUACUUUACAUCCUAGACAUACGCAGUUGCACAAUUCACCGAUGAAAGCCUCAGGUAAUUUCUCAAGUAAUAGAAAUUCCUGAAAUUGUACCCUGGAGCUUUUACUGAGAUACCUCUUUGCCAUACACAUCUUUAGUAAUUAUUCAUUACAUUAUCUCGUACUGAAUUAAUUCCUUGGCAUCCAAAGAAGUUUGUCACCUUUUGGGAAUGUCCCAGUAUUUUAGAUCCUAUGAAGAGAAUUUAAAGAUUUAGUUUAUGCAUGUUAUAUUUUUUGUUUAGUGUCUAAAGUCUAAAUUCAACAGCAUAUUGUUUGAAAUGAUUCAAUGAGCAUGUUUCUAGUUACAUAUGCAGGUUAUAUAUAGAUUUUAUUCAAACUCUUUUGCUCUUCACAGGUGUAAUUCCGAGUGUAUAUCUAUGCCUAAUGCAACUAGAGUUCUACCACACUGUAAUGUCACAAAAAAUCUCAACUUUGUGGCUUUCACCCCAUGUUAUGUGCAUUGUUCUUCUCUCAUUUUGUUGUUCACAGUUUAUUUCUUUACACUAUAUGUAUUUCUUUACAGAUACAAUAUAUAUAAAUGUCUUUCAAAUACACUUUAUAUUGCUGAUCAUUAAAAUCUCUUUGCUUUAUGUAGUUAUUUCAUUUGAUUGCUUUUCUAAUUGCCUUCAUAAUUUUCUUGCAUUAUUUAAUGUUUUAAUUUGAUUGUAUGAUAUGUAAUAUGUCAUGGUACUAUGUACAACUGAAAUUAAAGUACAUUUUUAACAAA
Molecule: messenger RNA, 5388 nt
Organism: Oncorhynchus keta (chum salmon)
Lineage: Eukaryota; Metazoa; Chordata; Actinopteri; Salmoniformes; Salmonidae
Gene: slc16a10
Product: solute carrier family 16 member 10
Exons: 6
Coding region: 781-2022 (413 amino acids)
Biological process (GO): transmembrane transport
Molecular function (GO): monocarboxylic acid transmembrane transporter activity
Source: RefSeq, a predicted model, not a curated record